UCUCCUCUCUGCACCGCCUUGCAGCAGAAAGUGUCCCGGAGCCUUCGGGCUGCAAACAUCCGAGCGACCCCCGACAGCAGAGACACGACAUGCGGGCGGCGCGGCUGCGGCUGUGCGGGGCGCUGCUGCUGCUGCUGUGUGCUGCAGUGUGCGGGACGCAGGCGGAGGUGAUCGAUGACAUCCUGAGCAGCCUCUCCAGGGGAGCGUCCUUCCUGGAGAGACAACAUGAACACAUCAACCUGGACGAGUUGGUCGGGUUCCUCAUGCUGCAGGCUGAACUGAAGGAAGCGGUUCGGACGUGGCCUCACUCCGACCCCAUCAGCUGGGCUCAGAGGACCACCGCCGUGGCUCUGGUCAAACGUCUCGACCUGACCUUCGAGAAGGCCAUCACCGCCCUGCAGCAGAACGACAACAAGUACUUCCAAGAGUUUGAGCCCCUGCUGUCCUGGAGGUUCUGGUUGAUCCCUCAGGAGUGGACCUCCACGGACCCGAGCCUGGUCUACGCCUCCACGAUGACCACCGAGUGUUACGACGAGCAGCUCAGCGACAAGUGUCUGACGCUGCUGCUCGGCACCUGGAAGAUGAAUGGGACUCCGUGCAUCGUCACCAAACCCUGCCGGGACACCAUGACUCGUUUCGGAUGUCCGCACUACUCUCUGUCCCACCAGCUGCUUUACUUCAUGAUCGGGAAAAUGAGAGGCUGCUCCAACCUGCUGAAAGGCGACACGCGGAUGUCCCGAGCGAACAUGACCGAACAAAACUACGAGAAGAUCUUCUGCUCCAACAUGAUGAAGACGAACCAGGACAUCAUCAGAGAGGGGCUGACCGAACAGACGGUGGACAUCUUCAUCGAAAACAUCCUAAUUUGCGGAUUGACCGGUUUCUCCGAUUUCUACAAAGCUGAUUGGCUGCAGCACAUCCUCCGGCUGCAGGAUGAGGAAGUCGGCUGCUUCGGGAGAGACAAGAGCAUCAUCUCUCAGAUCAUCGGAGACGAGCUGUUGGAGCAGCUGCAGCCUCACAGGAGAGUGAAGAGGAGAGAGAAGAUCCUGCCGGACGGCUGCUCCAGUCACAUGACGGCCGUUGCUGUCGGUGCUCUCGGAGGAUACCUGAACUAUUACCUGACAGAGCAGGACAUAACGAAGAGGCCGCUGUCGUGAACGCUCUUCCUCAACCCCCGCUGCCUGCCAAACGGGCCUCCGGAAAGGACGCGUUCACGUGAGCGAAUAUUCGUCGUAGAUCAUCGGGUAGAGAUGUUCUUCAAGGGUCGGACACCACGACUCCUGACACAAACACGUUGCUUUAUGAACACACUCGUAAGAUGAUGGAAAUGUUCAAUAAAAAUGCUGGGAUGUGACUGUUUGGCACGAAAUAGAAACUUUAAAAGGGA
Messenger RNA from Scomber scombrus (Atlantic mackerel), 1387 nucleotides. It is a transcript of the gene c18h16orf89, whose product is annotated as chromosome 18 C16orf89 homolog. Gene Ontology annotation, cellular component: membrane; cytosol. NCBI's taxonomy places the organism in Eukaryota, Metazoa, Chordata, Actinopteri, Scombriformes, Scombridae. The transcript has 8 exons. The record is from RefSeq and is a predicted model, not a curated record. Bases 90 to 1157 code for a protein of 355 amino acids.